Rhineura floridana is the source of this 3796-nucleotide messenger RNA. RefSeq names its product FKBP prolyl isomerase 4 (gene FKBP4). Bases 358 to 1719 code for a protein of 453 amino acids. Lineage: Eukaryota; Metazoa; Chordata; Lepidosauria; Squamata; Rhineuridae. Gene Ontology annotation, molecular function: protein binding; peptidyl-prolyl cis-trans isomerase activity. The record is from RefSeq and is a predicted model, not a curated record. The transcript has 10 exons.
GCCGCGUGAAUUGCAGACCCGUCGCGUCGCAGCCGCUGCUGAAGCGGGCCGGCAAGAACAGCCUCCUCCUCCGCCCCUUUUCCUUUCUAGAAACUUCUCGGCUUCCUUUCUUCAGUCCGUCUGUCGGCGGGGGCGCCAUAGAGGCGGGAGCGAGCUUGGCUGGUAGGCAGAGGAAGAACCUUCCAUUCGGGCCGAGAGGAAACAGGCCUAGCGCUUCGCCCGAGCUGGAGCCGCCGUUAAAGGCUGCCGGUUAGCUUCGUAACACCAGCGGUGCUUGCCGGAUCGGGUGGUGGUGAGGAAAAAUAGCGGCCGCUUUGCCAGCCCCAGUCCCGGUUACACGCCUGGGAGAAAAUCGUCAUGACCGCCGAAGAGGGGAAGGCUGAAGAGAUGAGUGCGGCGCAGGAGGGAGAAGGGGGAGUGGACAUUACUCCGAAGAACGAUGGCGGAGUCCUCAAGAUUAUCAAGAAAGAAGGAAUAGGGACAGAAUCACCCAUGAUAGGUGAUAAAGUGACUGUUCACUAUAUUGGGUGGCUUCUAGAUGGCACAAAGUUUGACUCAAGCCGGGACAGAAAGGACAAGUUCUCAUUUGACUUUGGGAAAGGUGAAGUUAUCAAAGCUUGGGACAUCACCGUGGGAACUAUGAAACUUGGAGAACUUUGUAAAAUUACCUGCAAACCAGAAUAUGCCUAUGGCUCUGCUGGCAGUCCCCCUAAGAUACCACCCAAUGCCACGUUAAUUUUUGAGAUAGAACUGUUUGAGUUCAAGGGGAAAGACCUCACAGAUGAUGAAGAUGGUGGAAUAAUCCGAAGAAUUCGUAAAAAGGGAGAAGGCUACUCCAAACCCAAUGAGGGAGCCAUGGUAGAGAUUGAGAUAGAAGGUCACCAUGGAGACAGACUAUUUGACAAACGAGAGCUGCGGUUUGAAGUAGGAGAGGGAGAAAACUAUGACCUUCCUCCUGGCUUGGACAAAGCCCUGCAGAAAAUGGAGAAGUUGGAAGAGUCUGUGGUGUAUCUCAAGCCCAGCUAUGGCUUUGGAAGUGCUGGGAAACAAAAGUUUCAGGUCCCUCCAGACGCAGAACUACAGUAUGAAAUCAAACUCAAAAGCUUUGAGAAGGCUAAGGAAUCCUGGGAGAUGAACACCAAUGAAAAGUUGGAACAAGGGUCUAUUGCAAAAGAAAAGGGCACCCAGUAUUUCAAAGAGGGGAAAUACAAACGGGCAACAUUACAAUAUAAGAAGAUUGUGUCGUGGCUGGAGCAUGAAACAGGGCUCUCGGAUGUAGAGGAAGCAGAGGCCAAGAGCUUGAGACUUGCUGCCCAUCUUAACCUGGCCAUGUGCCAUCUGAAGUUGAAAGAAUAUUCCCAGGCCUUAGAGAACUGCAACAAGGCUCUUGAGCUGGACAGCACCAAUGAGAAAGGUCUCUUCCGACGUGGUGAGGCCCGGUUGGCUGUCAAUGACUUUGAGUUAGCCAGAGCAGACUUCCAGAAGGUGCUACAGCUCUACCCAAGCAACAAAGCAGCCAAAGUGCAGCUAAUAAUCUGUCAGCAAAAGAUCCGUGAGCAGCAUGAGAGAGAGAAAAAGAUGUAUGCCAACAUGUUUCAGAGACUUGCAGACAAGGAAGCAAAGGUGGAAGCCGAUACAGUCCGUGAAGAAGAGACAGAAAUGAAAGAAGACAAACAGAAUGGAGUUGGGGGGAAAACUGAUGUUGAUGUAGAAGCUUGAGGCUGAAAUACUAUUCUGUUAGUUUUGUAAAAUUGAAGAAUUUCCAGUGAACUAGACCUUUAUUUUUCUAUCUGAUUGAAUAAGAAGCAGGGGCUGGGGCUAUGGUGCUACUUCAUGUCAGUCUGUGUAAGAAACAUUGGUGGCAGAACAGACCUGGAAUUAUCUUGGGGACUUUAUUUAUUCAAUCAUGCAUUCUGACUCUGUUGUUCUUGAUAUUGGGAAUUCUGUCAGAAUCCUUCAUCCUUAGUUCCAUUUUGGUUCUUUCACUGGCAUCUCUCUUGGGUUCCAUUUUAAUCUAAUCCCAAAUCUCACUAUUCACUCUUUUUUCCUUGACUUUUUUUUAAGAGUAAUCAUCUUAUCCAUUGUAUGGGAGACUUAUGAACAAACAAAACCACUAUGUCUCUUCUCCUGUUAUAGACUGGCUCUGUCUUAUUUCUUCUGUCAGUGCAGGCAUCCUCCUCCCAUGGACAAGUGUUGUCACCUUUCUUGUAAUGCCUCCCCUUUUUCACAUUGCUAAAGAUGAAGACUGUGAGGUCCAAAGCUUGAGCAAUAAAACACCAAAAAAAUCUAAAGUGUUGAGUAGAUGCCAUGUUCAGCAAAACUUUGAAGUACACCACCACCAGGCAUUUGCCCAGCAUCAAUAAAAACAGUGCUUACACACACCAGCCAAGGAGCAACAUGCUCAUGUUAGCUAUGAAUGGAAAGAUACAGGCUGGGAAUGUUACCAGUCAUUCCUGCAGCAGCAGGAAUUUUUUUUUUUAAAAAGGGGGGAGGGAAAGUCUCCCCCCCAUUUAAAUAAUUCUACUCGCCAUCCCCUGAAAAGUGCCAAAAAUUCCUAUAUGCUUUUGCAGCCAGAGAAUGGGGCUGUAUGGUAGAGAAGCACCUUCACCUUAGCACUAGUUUGAAUAUCAUCGGUGAUGUGCCAUAAUGUACUGCAGAACUAAUUGAAAUAUUAUGUUCUGCUGUGGGGUGAGGGUUGGCUCACCAUGGGUUAAAUUGGAAUGUUUUGAUUAACACCAUCUCUAAUUUUAUAUCACUGCCAGAGGUACAACUAAGGUCUGAGAUAGAUUAAGACCAUACGUCUCACUUGCUCCCCAACAGACUCCCAGUGCAGCCCCAGUUUUGACCCCUACACUUUAUUUUCAAGAUCUGCGAACACAAGGGACUCACUUGGUGUCCUAUAAUUUUCCAGCUAAUGGAAUUGGGGAAUGGAAUUGUACUGUUAACAAAUUAUGCUAUACAUGAAAAAGGAAUUCUUGAAUUAGUGAGAUCUAAGAUUUUGCUGUUAUGUAAUAAUUCAUUAUGGCUGGAAUGGGUGGGUUCACUAUGGGUUAUCAAAUUCAAUAUAGCCUAAGGGUAAUGGAAAAUCAAAGAUGAUAAAUUUCUUAAAUUUAGAUACUUACAGAAUAUGUUUUAAAGCAUAUUUCUGUCAUGUAUUGCAUAUAGUUUACACUGUGCAUGACAUAUGUAUGUUAGGCAUCUCAAUUGAAAAAUCAUUUACUUGGAAGCAAAUACCUUUGAAACAAAAGCAACUUCCAGGUAAAUGUAUUUAGGAUAAGUGCAAAGCGUGUCCGUAGAAUGGGAGACUGGGUAAGCAAAAGCUUCAUAAGCUGAGCACUGACAUCUGAAAUACGAUAAGAAACAGAAAGUGGAGAGCAGGAAUAAAUAGACCAGUUCUCCCAAUGGAGGGAUAUGGAAAGUGGAGUCGUCGUCCCUCCCCAAGAAUUGAUAUUGGGACUUGUGCUUUUUAACUUGUUCAUUAAUGAUAUAGAGAUAGGGUUGAGCAGCAAGUUAGCUAAAUUUGCUGAUACCAAAUUGUUCAGGGUGGUUAAAACAAAAGGAUCUCCAGAGUGGGCGAAUGGACAGUGAAAUGGCAAAUGCAAUUCAAUGUAAGCAAGGGUAAAGUGAUGCACAUUGGGGCACCCCCCCCUUAAUUUCACAUAUAUGUUGAUGGGGUCUGAACUAGUGAUUGACCAGGUACAAGAUCUGUUGACCCUGUGUGUGGCAGCUGUAAAAAAGAUGAAUGCCAUGUGACAGAUCAUUAAGAAAGGGAUUGAAAAUAAAAUUGCCCAUAUAA